Messenger RNA from Helianthus annuus (common sunflower), 1358 nucleotides. Its product is annotated as branched-chain-amino-acid aminotransferase 2, chloroplastic. Gene Ontology annotation, biological process: branched-chain amino acid metabolic process. Gene Ontology annotation, molecular function: branched-chain-amino-acid:2-oxoglutarate transaminase activity. The coding region runs from base 67 to 1212 and encodes 381 amino acids. The transcript is spliced from 10 exons. The record is from RefSeq and is a predicted model, not a curated record. NCBI's taxonomy places the organism in Eukaryota, Viridiplantae, Streptophyta, Magnoliopsida, Asterales, Asteraceae.
UGCACCGUACCCUCACCUUCAACACAUAAACUUUCGCUUCUAGUUUCUGCAUUUUUGAGAUCAAACAUGAUGAUCCGACAGAGCCCCUUAUUUCUUGGUUUGAUUCAGACUUCAUUAUCAAAGGUAUCUGCAAGAUGCUUGACGGCAGAGGCUGCGUAUGCGCUUCGGGAAGACGAAGCUAUGCCCAGGCACGAGGAAUACGCUAAUAUUGACUGGAACAACUUGGGUUUUAGUCCACGACGAACUGAUUACAUGUACAAGUCUACAUGUGCAUCGAACAACACUUUUGACCAAGGCCAGUUAAUUGAUUAUGGUAACGUCGAAUUAAGCCCGGCAGCAGGAGUUCUAAACUAUGGCCAGGGACUCUUUGAAGGUACAAAAGCUGUGAGGGGAGAAGAUGGUCGGAUUUUGUUGUUUCGACCGGAUCAAAAUGCAAUCCGAAUGCAAAUUGGAGCUGAGAGAAUGUGCAUGCAAUCCCCAUCUGUAAAGCAGUUUGUAGAUGCAGUAAAACAAACAGCUAUCGCCAACAAACGUUGGAUUCCACCACCAGGAAAAGGGUCACUUUACAUCAGGCCUUUGCUCAUUGGAACCGGACCUAUAUUGGGCUUAUCUCCUGCUCAUGAGUACACAUUUUUAGUAUAUGCUUCUCCUGUUGGCAAUUAUUUCAAGGAAGGUACCGCAUCGUUGAACUUAUACGUUAACAAUGAUUUUCAUCGCACAACUCGUGGUGGGGCGGGAGGUGUCAAGAGCAUUACAAAUUAUGCCCCGGUAUUGAAACCGUUAUUAAGAGCAAAGGAACAAGGGUUCUCGGAUGUUGUGUUCCUUGAUUCAGUCCAUAAAAAGUACAUCGAGGAAGUUAGUUCUUGUAAUAUUUUCCUUGUUAAGGGUGAUGUUAUCUCAACGCCUUCAACGGUAGGUACUAUUCUUGAAGGAAUCACUAGAAAGAGCAUCAUUGAUAUUGCACACGACUUAGGAUACAAGGUUGAGGAACGUUUAGUCACAGUAGAUGAAUUAAUGGAAGCCGACGAAGUUUUCACUACUGGAACCGCAGUCACUGUUGCAAAUGUUGGUAGCAUAACAUACAAUGGUCAAAGAGUGGAAUAUAAAACAAGUGAUUGUGGGUUGGUGAGUCAGAAGUUAUUCAAAAGGCUAGUAGGAAUUCAAAGUGGGAAGAUUGAAGACAAAUACAACUGGGUUGUUGCUAUACAUUGAAGAUAUUAGUAAUGGCAGUGUCAUGCUUGAUUUGGAAAAUAAAACUGGGUUGUUGCUAUAGAUGAAAGAUAUUAGUAUUGCUAAUGUCAUGCUUGAUUUGGAAAAUAAAAAAAUAUACAUACAUAACAAGGUUUUAGAGUUACUUA